Suillus fuscotomentosus is the source of this 660-nucleotide messenger RNA. RefSeq lists its product as uncharacterized. The coding region runs from base 1 to 660 and encodes 219 amino acids. The record is from RefSeq and is a predicted model, not a curated record. The transcript is spliced from 5 exons. NCBI's taxonomy places the organism in Eukaryota, Fungi, Basidiomycota, Agaricomycetes, Boletales, Suillaceae.
AUGAACACGAGCAUUAAUACUCUCAAAUGGGUCCAACGUAUGCAUGCGAAUUUUGCUGCGCUCAACCUUAACGCAGAAGAAGGUGGCAUGGGGGAUGAGCCGCCAGAUAUAGGGGAAGAAGGCAUGGUUGACAAGGUUAUAGAAAUCAUCCUGCAUACACUCUUCGAGAGUGGAGUCACAAGAAUUCAAGAUCUUGAGCGGUACAUCAAGGACAAUGUUGUCCGGCACGAGUUACGCCUGGUUGACCUCGAGAAAAAGCUUGUUGGAGCAUACCGCGAAACUGUUAAGACACAAGUAGAAAUUCUCAACGAUGAUGCGCUUUUUGCUGGUGAAGACGACGAAAGUUAUGGGAGCCUGGCAUUGCUGCCAAAUUGGGGUCAUCGAGUCUCACUAUCCCAAAGAAGCUACUCAGGGAAACUACGAGGAGCAGCAGGGGCUACUAUCGACAAAACCCAAAGAACCACCACCGCCAUAUCCACCACUGCCUCCCUUACUUCCUAUCACGAGCAAGAAUGUGGGCGACCAGAUUGGGUUAUUGCGUCCAUCGCUUUGGACUUGCCGACCGCUUCUCAAAUCACUGCAUUUUCAAAUUGGACUUUGCCUUGUGGCACUCAUACUCUCAUGUUGGGGCUUCCGGCGUUGUGCUUUUGUUACAUCUGA